This is a messenger RNA of Cyphellophora attinorum, 1851 nucleotides long. RefSeq lists its product as uncharacterized. NCBI's taxonomy places the organism in Eukaryota, Fungi, Ascomycota, Eurotiomycetes, Chaetothyriales, Cyphellophoraceae. The transcript has 6 exons. The record is from RefSeq and is a predicted model, not a curated record. The coding region runs from base 1 to 1851 and encodes 616 amino acids. Gene Ontology annotation, molecular function: hydrolase activity, acting on carbon-nitrogen (but not peptide) bonds.
AUGGCGCCACCAGUCGCCGUCGAUGGCGUCGGGCAGAUGCUUAAUGGCUUCAGCGACAAGAAGAAGGUCGACACCAUGAACCCACAUGAUCUGGUGGAAUGGGAUCGCAAGUUGACACCGAAACGCUACGAGAUCAAAGGCACAAACCCGGAUUCGAGGAUCCUGAUCAGUGAUGUGAACAUCAUAGAUUCGACGGGCAAGCCCCCUUUCAAGGGUGAUGUAUACGUGGAAGGUGAACGAAUCAAACAUGUCGGCUCUGUGCCCAACAAGGCUCAGCUCCUCCAAGACAACUCUGUUCGUGUCAUACAUGGUCGUGGCCGUACGCUGAUGAGCGGAUUGGGAGACGCCCACGUACACUUCUCAUGGAAUGAAGGCGACCUUGGUAAGCUUGGUGAACUGGGUGUCGAGGAACACACCCUCCUUACUGCCCGGUCUGCCAAGACAUACAUCGACUCUGGCUACACGAUGUGCUUCGGAGCUGCUUCAGCAAAAGAGCGACUCGACUGUGUCAUACGAGACGCGAUCAACAACGGCAGCAUUCCCGGACCACGAUACCUCGCCAAUGGGAAGGAGAUGGCUGUACCAGAUGGCGAGCUCGUGCCUGGCAUUACAGCCUUUGCUUCAGGACCUCUCGAAAUGCGCGAAACCAUUCGACACCACGUCAAGCUCGGAGUCGAUCAGAUCAAGCUGAGCAUGUCCGGCGAGCAAAUCUGCGAAACACGUGAUGCUCAGGACUGCUAUUUCACGGAUGAGGAGACCGCUGCUUGUGUGGAUGAGGCUCAUCGGCAUAACGUUCGACUGUGCGCACAUGCUCGCGCUAGGGACAGCGUGAAGCAAUGCGUCAAGCAUGGUGUCGAGAUCAUCUAUCAUGCGUCGUGGAUUGAUGAUGAGGGCAUGGACAUGCUCGAGAAGGCGAAGUCGAAGCACAUUGUCGCCCCUGGACUGAAUUGGCUCAUUGCUACUGUCUACGAAGCUGCGGCUUUUGGAUAUUCGUUCGAGAAAGCGGAACAGAUUGGGUACAAGAAGGAGCUGGAAGUUGCGAUCAGGGGCCUGAAGGAGAUGCACAAACGCGGCAUCACAGUCCUGCCAGGAGGUGAUUAUGGCUUCGCUUGGACUCCCCACGGCACUUACGCUCGAGACCUGGAGCACUUCGUGAAGCUCCUGGAUUUCACACCCAUGGAGGCUCUCGUUGCGGCAACCGCAGGUGUUGCCAGACUCUUCAUGCGCGACGAAGAGCUCGGGAAGAUCGCCGAAGGAUACUAUGCAGAUAUGAUUCUGAUAGAUGGCAACCCGUUGGACGACAUAAAGAUCUUGCAGGACCACGACAAGCUUAACGUCAUCAUGAUCAACGGUCGCAUACAUAAAGCCAGUUACAAGGAGUUCCUUCGGACAGAGGAUCGACCUGCCGCAGAAGCCCAGGUGCAGCAGCCUGCCCCGAAGUUGACCAAUUUUGUCGCGUACAGUCUCGACGAUGGGACUGGUAGGACGCGCAUGGGUCACCUUGACCCGUCCAAGGGCACGAUCACACCUUUGGCUCUUAAUAUCCUCCCUCCCAUUUACGGUAGAGAUAUCCUCGCUGUUGGCAAGAACUAUUCAGCCCACGCCAAAGAGUUCAAUGCCAGCGGCUAUGACUCGUCCGACAAGGUCGACAUGCCUACCCAUCCGGUCAUCUUCACGAAGCGGGCAACCUCGAUCAUCGCCAACGAGGAGGAGAUCCUGCUGCAUCCAGACUUUACUGAGACUCUUGAUUAUGAGGGCGAGAUAGGCGUUAUCAUUGGCAAGAACGGAUUCCAGAUCUCGGAAGCCGCGGCUGAAGAUACAUCUGGGGCUACACGAUCAUCAAUGAUGUGA